AUGAAGGCUGAUACUGUUCUUGACUAUGCAAUAUUUGAGCUUUCCUCAAAACAUUCUCUAUGCGAAUUGUUUGUAUCGAGUAAUGGUGAAACAGAGAAACUGGCAUCAGGAUCGAUAGAGCCAUUUGUGAAUCAUUUGAGAGUUCUUGAGUCUCAAGCAACACAGAGAGUACAAUCUUCUGUUAGACUGGAAGUAGAAAAAAGCGGAUAUGGCGAAUCUUGGUUCACAAGAAGAACACUCGAGAGACUUGUUCAGUUUGUUAGUAGUCCAGAAGUUUUGGAAAGAGUCAAUACAUUUGAUUCGGAAAUGUCACAGUUGGAAGCAGCUCGGACAUUAUAUUCUCAAGACGAUGGAGGCGUCACAGAUGCAACAAAGAAGGAGCUCUUAAAGGCUAUAGAUUUAAGACUCGAGGCAAUUAAAAAGGACUUAACCACAGCGAUCGCUAAUGCAUCAGCUAAUGGUUUUGACCCUCAAACUGUUUCUGAUCUCCAACAUUUUGCUGAUAGAUUCGGCGCACAUCAUUUGGACGAAGCAUGCGACAAAUAUGUUUCACUAUGUCAGAGAAGACCGGACCUGAUCACGAAGAAUUUGAAUACCAGUACACAAACAUCAGUCAAUGAAACAAACAUCAGUCAACAUCAAAGUACUAAGAGCACUAAGAAUGAUGAAGAGGAGAAAAAAGAUGAGAGUUUGAAUGAGUCUUCUACGGUUAAGACCAGUCAUCAUACAAGGAGACUUAGCGUACAAGACAGGAUUAACCUCUUCGAGAGCAAACAGAAGGAAAACUCAAACUCUGCGGGAAACAAACCGGUAGUGGUUGCUAAAUCCACGGAGUUGAAGAGACUUUCCUCUGAUGUCUCAUCAGCUACUCCUGUAGUCUCUGAGAAAUCUGUCUUAAGAAGAUGGAGUAAUGUUAGUGACAUGAGCAUUGAUAUGACAUUGGAUAAUAAGAAGUUUGACAAUAGUAGCACCGAAGAAGGUCCCUCGAGCAUACCAUCAUCUGCUAAUCCUGAUGCAACAGUGCCAAAGGACUUUGGAGAAAAUACUAAACAGGGCGAUGAUGAUUCUCAAAACCAGACUGAUGUUAAUUUCAGGCAGAGAGAAGAGGAGAGCUAUGCAUCCAAAUCCCACAAUGUGGCACAAUCAUCAGUCAUGUUUUCUUAUCGACAUUCACCUUCUCGGUCUGCCCAUAUAGCAGGUGGUAUUGGUAUUAAAAGUGAUGAACUUCAAUCUAAGAAAGAAAUGUUUCCAUCAGAUAAGCAACCAGCCUUAACAACCUCUCCAAAACCAGUUUCUGCAGGGUCUGAACAGAGACAAAAGUCAUUAGGUGUGGAGGAUGAUCUUGAUGUCAGUCUUGUGAAUCAAGAUUCACCUGGAAAAAUGAACAAUAGUAGGCUUCGUGAGACGUCCGUGGAUCAAAUACAGAGGACAAGGAUGUCUAGAGAAAACCAAGAUGUUAACGACGAGUUGAAACUGAAGGCAAAUGAUCUUGAGAAGAUUUUCUCAGAGCAUAAACUCCGGAUUCUACCAGGAGAUCAACCAGCUGGUAAUGAAAAAGACGAUGGGAAUGUUGUAAUGCGGAGGAAUCUAUCUGAUUUAAGUUAUUCAGAUGAUUCUAAAGGAAAGUUAUAUGAGAAGUAUAUGAAGAAAAGGGAUGCAAAACUGAGAGAAGAGUGGAGUACGAAAGAAAUGAAGUUGAAGUCAAUGCAAGAAGCUCUUGAGCAAAGUAGAACCGAGAUGAAGUCUAAGUUUUCCGCUGCAUCCGAGAAGAAGAAACAGGAUUCGAUAUCAAGUACCCGCCAACGUGCAGAGAAAUUUCGAUCUUUUAAUUCUCGGUCUAGUACUAAAAAGUUUCAGCAUCCUAUAAGCUCAUUACAGAGCGAAGAAGAAGACGAAAAAGACAAGCAAUCCAUUGGGAAGAAUGCUUCUAGGAGCUCCCUAGUUAGAAAAGCUCCAUCACCAAACCGAAGCUCCCGCGUCUCGAAACCAUCAGGUAACGUUUCAAACACUAACACUACUUCCGGGAGAGGUCGAAGAACAACAAAUCCGGUUACACAAUCUUCUAUUCCUAAUUUCUCUGAUCUUAAGAAGGAAAACACAAAACCAUCUUCUUUAGCUGUUAGAAAUACUCCAAUGAUGCGAGCACAGGUGAGAAGUAGUAAUAAUAAGAAGACUACAACAAAGGAAGAUAUACCGUCUCCUGUUAAGCCUCGAAGACCAAGAUCAUUAAGGAAAAGCUUCUCUGCGAACAUAGAAUUCACAGAAUUGACAACUCUCUACUCUGAUGAUAUGAUGAACAAAGAGAGGAAUCAGAAGCAGAACACAGAAACUGAUGAUGUAUCGGAGAACGUGAAAGGCGAAGAAUUUGAGGAAAAUGACUAUGAGGCAGAGGAAGAAAAAGAAGUUGUGGAGAAUUCUGUCAAAGAAGAAGAAGAAGAAGAAGCUAGAGAAAUGGAAACUGUAGUAGUUGAAGAUUUUGUUGAUGAAAAGCCUUCACUUACUGACAAAAUUGAGAACUCAUCAGAGGAUGAAAAUUUCACUUCUUUGAGAUCAGUUUCUCAUGUAGACUUACCGGCGACUACUACUCUACCUUCUUCAACAUUUCAGCAUACUGUUGCUUCGUUAAUGGAUUCACCUAAUGAGAGUCCUCUCUCAUGGAACUCAAACUUGCAACACGCAUUCUCUUAUCCGCACGAGCAUUCGGAUGUUGAUGCUUCGAUGGAUUAUUCUCCAAUGGGAAGUCCAGCUUCUUGGAGUUCAAGAAUGAGAAAGAAAUGGGGAACAACAGCUCCUGUUAUUGUUUCCAAUUCUUCUCCACUCCAUUCUCGAAAGGAUUUAGCGAGAGGGAUCAAACGUUUGCUAAAGUUUGGAAAGAAAACUCGUGCUGCGGAUAAUCUAAUGGAUUGGGUUUCUGUAACGACAUCUGAAGGUGAUGAUGAUUUCGCUUAUCGAUCAUCGGAUGAAUUAAGAAAAUCAAGAAUGGCAUCUUCUCAAAGUCAGCUUUCUGAAGAUGAACAAGCUUCAAACAAUGUUAUUCAUGGAGAUCAUCAUCAAGCCAGCUUUAGAGUGAAAGAUGGUGAGUUUAAGAGAUCAUUCUUCUCACUUUCUUCAUUCCGUAGCAAAGGAAAUGAGUCCAAGCCAAGAUAA
Arabis nemorensis is the source of this 3147-nucleotide messenger RNA. The record is from the annotation of a GenBank genome assembly. Lineage: Eukaryota; Viridiplantae; Streptophyta; Magnoliopsida; Brassicales; Brassicaceae.